GGUCGGUACCGCCUCUUUUUUUUUUCUCGAUACGCAAAUCUCGCACCAUUGCUCAGCCUCAUCUUCAUCUCCUAUCGCUCCUCCUUCCAGACUGCGGUGUCAGCCACCCCGUCCCCGCGAAGGACUGGACACGAUGCCGCCGCGCAUACCGCGCCCGUCGAUCUCCUCGACGGCGCCCGCGGCCCUGACCCGACUCCUCCCGCGGCCGCGGCCGACCACAAGUCUACCAUCGCACCCCCUCUUCUUUUUCUUCCUCCAACAUCAUCAAUCUCCGCCGGCGGUUGCGUGCGCCCGGGGCGGCCGUGGCCGCGCCAGCUUCUCGACGAGCGCGCCGCGCCAGCGCUUCACCGAGCUCCGCCGUCGCUUCAUGAACUGGAUCAGCGGCCCUGGCACCGUCUACCGCCGGCAUCGCCCCGGCUCCACCAACUACCUGCAGGCGAGGGCAGACUCCCGCCGGAACGUCGACCGCCCUUUCCCCCUCAACCCCAUGUUCCGCAGCCGGCCCGUCCUCGACGACCGCGCGAGGGAGCUCAUCUGGCACAAGAUCGUGGUAGAGGGCGAGUCCGUCAAGGCCGUCUCCGCCGAGCUCGGCGUCGACAUCAGGAGGGUGGGUGCCAUCGUCAGGUUAAAAGAGGUGGAGAGGGAUUGGAUAGCCAAGGGUAAGAAGCUGGCGAGGCCGUAUGCCAAGGCCGUGCUGUCGAUGCUGCCGACACACUCUUUCCGGCAGACCCAGCAAAAUCAGCCCUUCGAGCCAAUUAAUGAGCUGCACGUACAUCCGUACACCAUGAAGCAGAUGUUCUGGCCGACAUCUGAGUCACGUCACUUUACGCGGGCCGACGCUGCCCAGGCCUUCCAUAACGACCUGCUCCCCGCCGACGAGCGAGUUCCUCAUCCGGAACUCAUCCAAAUGGAGAAGGAAUUGUUGCAGGGCGUAUCCCCGUACGAUGCCGCUCAGAAUUUCAAGGAGGCCGUAAGGGAGUCCGAGAGGAAAGCAUCCGAAGCACAGGUGAAGAAAAUCGAACUGGAAGAGCAGUUUACCACCCGCGUGCAUUCCGGCCGCUUCGAAUUCCGCUUCAAGCAGAUCGAUUCUAGCAAGGUUGGCCCCACAGGUAGAGCUCGGAAUGCCGUCGGUUGGCGGUACGGUGCGCCAUAUUACGAUCGCUCUAGAGGCCAAAUCAAGAUCCCUACUUCGGUACCUUGAAGCGGGAUUAAUGAUCAGACAAGCCAAUAUUUUGGGGGCUCUGGUGUUGCAGGACCGGUAGGUUGCUAAAGUUGGCCAAGCGCACCUAGUGCAGGUGUAACUAUUUAGCUAAAUACAGCAAAAUACUCCUCAUCAGUGAGGAUUUGCCGGCGGGCGCGGUACCGGUCGAUGGCAUGCACGAUCUUGUAUGAAAGAAAUGUACGAAUAAUGUAAAAAAGCGCAUGCAGGACGCUAUGUUCAAAGGCUCUGAGGUGCUUAUCAUCAGUUGCGAGAGAGAGCGUCCGAGUGCCAUGUAAGAGCCAACGCUGGUGGGCAAAUGGGCAAAUAUACUACUGGCCGGUUACAGCAGUAACUCGGCGUGAUCCUGCCACGGAACCGCGUCCUUAGCGCUCAGCUCGACGAUUAAGUUACUCUGUAGUUGCCUAACAUUGUCAGACGAGAGUAAUCCCAGGUCAACGACACAUUUCUCGACAGAACCGUAGGUCUCGCGGAUCUUGGCCAACGUGGCCAGCAUGGAAUCUUUCCUAUUGCAUCACGAGUUAGUCUCCCGCUCUCUCAGAGCCACGUACCAAGGGAGAGCGAAAUUGGAGUUGACGGCAAGGAACGAGCGCCCGUGGGAAACCGGUCAGAGGGGGAGGCGGGGGGGGCAAGGGGGGCAGCUGGGAGUGCUUGCUCCGAGGCAACCCAACAAAGAUUGGACUGACGUACCGGGCACUAACCAUCCUCUUGG
Molecule: messenger RNA, 1931 nt
Organism: Durotheca rogersii
Lineage: Eukaryota; Fungi; Ascomycota; Sordariomycetes; Xylariales; Xylariaceae
Product: eukaryotic mitochondrial regulator protein-domain-containing protein
Exons: 2
Coding region: 134-1201 (355 amino acids)
Biological process (GO): mitochondrial translation
Cellular component (GO): mitochondrial small ribosomal subunit
Molecular function (GO): structural constituent of ribosome
Source: RefSeq, a predicted model, not a curated record